GGUGCUCAACGCAAAUUGCAAAACAUGGCGGCAAGGACGGCAGCAAUUUCGCUUGCAACGAUGACGCGUCGAUGUAUACUACUCAACAGAAGAUGCAUGCAUCAUGUGAACACAACAAAUUUUCAGAAAAGAAUAUUAUGCUCUCCUAGGUCUCUACCAGGUUUUCUGCAAAAAAGAAAUAUGUUUAUCAGGAUACAAGACACCCCAAAUCCAAACAGUCUGAAAUUUUUACCAGGAUGCAAAGUUCUUGAAUCUGGCACUGUUGAUCUACCAUCACAAACACAUGCACACAGAUCACCUUUGGCAAGGCAAUUAUUUAGAACAAAUGGUGUAAAAUCUGUUUUCUUUGGGCCAGAUUUUAUCACAAUAACAAGGACAAAUGAAGAUGUCUCUUGGGCAGUUUUAAAACCAGAUAUUUUUGCAACUAUCAUGGACUUCUUUGCAAGUAACUUGCCAGUCAUGAAUGAAGAAUUUCCUGAGGAUGAAGCAGACUCAUUUGAUGAUGAUGAUGAGAUUGUGCUAAUGAUAAAAGAAUUACUUGAUACCAGAAUAAGACCUACAGUACAAGAAGAUGGUGGUGACAUAAUUUUUAAGGGAUUUGAUCCUGACACUGGAGUUGUAAAAUUGAAAAUGCAGGGCUCCUGUUCCAAUUGUCCAAGUUCUGCAUUAACAUUAAAAAGCGGCGUCGAGAACAUGUUGCAGUUUUAUGUACCAGAAGUAGUCAAAGUCGAAGAAGUUACUGAUGAACUUGAUGAAAUAAGUCAAACAGAAUUCGAGAAACUGGAGCAAAAGCUGAAUGAAAAGGACCUGUAGAGGUUUUUUCAUUAUUAAUUGGAAACUAUGCUAGACCAGAAAUUCAGCCUGAAUUUUGAAUAUGAAGCCCAAAUGGUGACAAGUGCCUUUUGAUAGAAUUGAUCUAAAUUUACGUAGGAAUCUGUAGCAUAUCUUAUAAAUUGUAGUUUAUAUCUCUUAUCCACAUCGUAUUUAGUCUGCCUA
Messenger RNA from Rhopilema esculentum, 996 nucleotides. RefSeq names its product NFU1 iron-sulfur cluster scaffold homolog, mitochondrial. Gene Ontology annotation, biological process: iron-sulfur cluster assembly. Gene Ontology annotation, cellular component: mitochondrion. Lineage: Eukaryota; Metazoa; Cnidaria; Scyphozoa; Rhizostomeae; Rhizostomatidae. Gene Ontology annotation, molecular function: iron ion binding; iron-sulfur cluster binding. The record is from RefSeq and is a predicted model, not a curated record.